AUGUUAACUAGAAACUUUGUUAAUGACCCAAAAUUUGUCGCAAAAACCAACAAACUUUUAAAAACUAAUGAAGUUUUUAUCAAGAUAGACAAACAUCAUAAAGUUACAAUUACAACUGCUACUAUUAAUACUGGAGAAACACCUAAAGAUAACGCAGCAAGUAUUAAUCCCAGUAAGUCUUCGAUAACAAAUGUUCCUUUUAGAACCGAAACAAAGUUGUCACCAAAAGCUGCCGUCACAACAUCUAAGAAGCAGGCAUAUCAAAAACUCCGUCCUGAAAAAUAUUCUGGAAAUCGUAAAUGGCAUACACAAUUAAACCCUCGUACCUCUAUAUCCAAUAGUGAUGAUAAAAUUCUUUUCUUUGGUACUAACCGUGUUGGUAGUGUUACUUAUAGCGUCGAAUUUAAAUGUCCAUUACCUACUGACAUUGACCUUCCCGUUCAAAGUAAGCAAAAUAAAAAAAAGGCAGUAACAUUUUUUGGAGCAGUGAAAGUCGAAUCGAUUGAUUAUUGGAAUGAAGGAGUACUCCGUGAGAAUGGAAAAAAUCAUAAUAUAUCAGUUAGACAGAAAG
Molecule: messenger RNA, 571 nt
Organism: Dentiscutata erythropus
Lineage: Eukaryota; Fungi; Glomeromycota; Glomeromycetes; Diversisporales; Gigasporaceae
Source: the annotation of a GenBank genome assembly